Heterostelium album PN500 is the source of this 198-nucleotide messenger RNA. It is a transcript of the gene rps30-2, whose product is annotated as eS30 family ribosomal protein. Gene Ontology annotation, biological process: translation. Gene Ontology annotation, cellular component: ribosome; cytosolic small ribosomal subunit. The record is from RefSeq and is a predicted model, not a curated record. Gene Ontology annotation, molecular function: structural constituent of ribosome. The coding region runs from base 1 to 198 and encodes 65 amino acids. NCBI's taxonomy places the organism in Eukaryota, Evosea, Eumycetozoa, Acytosteliales, Acytosteliaceae. The transcript has 2 exons.
AUGGGUAAGGUUCACGGUGGUUUGAACAGAGCUGGUAAAGUCAGAAACGCUACUCCAAACGUUGAGAAGAAGGAGGUCAGAAAGCCAAAGGUUGGUCGUGCCAAGAAGAGAUUGUUGUACAACCGUCGUUUCGUCAACGUUGUCGUUGGUUUCGGAAAGAAGAAGGGUUACAACACUCAAAACGUCCCAAAUGUCUAA